This is a messenger RNA of Trichoderma harzianum CBS 226.95, 1785 nucleotides long. RefSeq lists its product as hypothetical. The record is from RefSeq and is a predicted model, not a curated record. Gene Ontology annotation, cellular component: membrane. Gene Ontology annotation, molecular function: zinc ion transmembrane transporter activity. The transcript has 3 exons. NCBI's taxonomy places the organism in Eukaryota, Fungi, Ascomycota, Sordariomycetes, Hypocreales, Hypocreaceae. Gene Ontology annotation, biological process: intracellular zinc ion homeostasis; zinc ion transmembrane transport. The coding region runs from base 1 to 1785 and encodes 594 amino acids.
AUGGCGAAAUCCUCCCGAUUUGCGUGGUCCAAGAGCACCCGCAUCAAAGUCAUGAUUGCCAUCGACACGGCCUUCUUCCUUCUUGAGCUGAUAUGCGGAUUUCUGGCGCAUUCGCUGGCACUGACGGCCGAUGCCUUCCACAUGUUAAACGACAUCAUCUCGCUAGCCAUCGGUCUGUGGGCCGUGAUGGCGUCGCAAAAGGCCACUACAGACGAGUUCACCUUUGGCUGGGUACGAGCCGAGAUUCUCGGCGCUUUCUUCAACGCAGUCUUCUUAAUCGCGCUUUGCGUCUCCAUCAUCCUCGAAGCUCUGACUCGUUUCGUUGAGCCGCCCGAGAUCAACAACCCGAAACUCAUCCUGAUCGUUGGCUGUGCCGGUCUAUUCUCCAACUUGCUGGGCUUUGUGGUUUUGGGAGGUCAUGGACACGACCACGGACACGACCACGACCAUGAUCACGGCGACGGCCACGAACAUGAACAUGCACAUGAACACGACCAUGCCCACUCGCACGGCGACCCCUGUGAUCUUGAGGAGGGACAGUAUGAUGGUGCCUCUAUCGCUGAUGAGCAAGGGGCUGUUGGCGAUGUCCUCCCUGAAGUAAUUGUCAGAAGAGCUGUCGAGACGGGACGCCGAGCUAGCACAGAGAGCCCCGAGACCGCGAGACGCAUUCACUUUGGCGACGAUUCUACAAGUCGAGACGAGUCCAACACCAGGGUAAGCCGGGCAUCUACCCAAUCCAGGGGCCGAGAGCACCAACGUCAGCCCAACAAAGGCCAUGCCCGCUUCGCUAGCAUCGAGGACAUGAGUAUUCACCCCGCCAGUUUUCGACAGGAGAUUCUAGCUGCUAGUAGAGCUGCAUCAUCCACCGUCUGUGCGACUAGUCAAAAUGACUCUGGAGAGGAGACUCCCUUUACCGACUCGGAGAAUGACGUUAAUGAGGCAUCACCGCUUCUCCAGGACUCAAAGGGAUCUCAUCUCUCCUACUCCCACAGCUCUUCCUCUAAGAAACCGAGAACUCGACGAGAUUCUGGUGUGCACAAUGGCCAUAACCACACGCUUCCACAAAAGCCAGGCACCAAAGUCAGCGGCCACAACCAUGCCGAUAUGGGUAUGCAUGCCAUGAUGCUCCAUGUCAUAGGCGAUGCUUUGGGAAAUGUCGGUGUCAUCAUCACAGCUCUCAUCAUCUGGCUCACCGACUGGCCCGGCAAGCUCUACGCUGAUCCCGCUGUCUCCCUCGUUAUUACUGCCAUUAUUCUCAAGACGUCCAUCCCCUUGACUCUGGCUACUUCUCGUGUCUUGCUACAGGCGACUCCUGAGAACAUCAGCAUUUCAAAAAUCCGAGAUGAUAUCGAAAGCCUCAAGGGAGUCGUCAGCUGCCACCACAUCCACGUAUGGCAGCUUUCUGAUACCAAGAUUGUUGCCAGCUUGCAUCUCCAAGUGUCCUCCGAACUCGACACGCACAACGGCGAGAAGUACAUGCAGCUAGCUAGGCAGGCCAGAAAGUGCCUGCACGGCCACGGCAUUCACAGCGCCACUAUCCAACCCGAGUUCUGUCUUGAUAAUAGCCACCAGCAUGACGGUGACGCAACGGCGCUCACUCAUGACGGAACAUCCGAAGAGCCCGCUCGUCUCUGCCUCCUCGACUGCGUCGACGAUUGUCGGGCAGAGGGAUGCUGUGUGGUUGAAACUUCCUCGGCGUGUUCAACUCGACGAGCUAGCGAAUCGUCGCAUAGCGCGCACAGCGAUGGCCACAGUCACAGCGAUGGCCACAAUCACCAGCAUUAG